Molecule: messenger RNA, 270 nt
Organism: Funneliformis mosseae
Lineage: Eukaryota; Fungi; Glomeromycota; Glomeromycetes; Glomerales; Glomeraceae
Source: the annotation of a GenBank genome assembly
UGCAAUUCCAAAGUUUUACGUCGUUCUUAUAACAAAUCUUCGGUUGGUUUUGAGAAAUUUUUAUCAAGGCUUAUUCUUGCAACAACGAAAGAUAUUCCAGAAACUGUAGAACGAGUUGAGAAAGUUGCUUGUACCAUCUUUUAUUCUUGUUAUAGUAGGCAUAGUUGGCUCAAAAAUGUAUACGUUGGGCAACAAGGAGAAUAUUUGGAAUUUGUUCAUGAUCUUCACACUCCAAAAAUUAUGGUGUCCAAAAAUAAUGGAAAGGAAUAG